AUGUUGCCAGUUGACUUACCUUCUUUCAAGAAAAUGUUGCCGUUUGAUAAAGUGUUGGCGAAUCACCCGGGACCAUUUUCCUGUUCCUAUCAAGCCGAGCCAACCCCCGUCACAAAAAGAAUGGAGAAGGAAGACAUUCAGGAUAUGAAGGACCUGUGCACACAUUUGAUGUCGAUGACGUCAUCGAAGAUGACGAGAAAAUGGAGUAAAUGGUGUGAGUGA
This is a messenger RNA of Cooperia oncophora, 222 nucleotides long. The record is from the annotation of a GenBank genome assembly. NCBI's taxonomy places the organism in Eukaryota, Metazoa, Nematoda, Chromadorea, Rhabditida, Trichostrongylidae.